Messenger RNA from Nelumbo nucifera (sacred lotus), 1248 nucleotides. RefSeq lists its product as uncharacterized. Lineage: Eukaryota; Viridiplantae; Streptophyta; Magnoliopsida; Proteales; Nelumbonaceae. The record is from RefSeq and is a predicted model, not a curated record.
UAAAGACACGGAAAACCGCGCCUGAAACGCUGAAAGCAGCCAAACGAAACGGCUUUUCUUCUCCUUCAAGUUUUCCGAGUCCAAAACCUCCCAGUUCGACUGGUUUUGAUUUGAUUCGAGCCGCGUAACUAAUAAUCGAAUCCGCUUUCGACUUCGGCGGCAGAAUCAACCUCUUCUCCACCUCCUGGUCCACUUGACAGUUUCGGGUUUCGCUUUCUAACGUCUACUGCCCGUCCGCCGCGUAGAACUGGUCGUUCUCUGUUUUCUGUCGCCGUCGUCAUCUCUGUAAUCGUUUCCGUCAGAAGACAAACGGAGGUAUCAGAUGUUUCUCCAAGACAGUUACUCUAAUGGAAGUUACAGUAUUUCCUUCCCUUCGUCUCAGAGAGAUGUGAAUUACAGCUGUGGUUCCUGUGGAUAUUCCCUGAACCUGAGCUCCUCCAAUCGGAACACCUCAAAAAUAGGAUCAAAAUAUGGGAAAUCCAUAAAGAGGGGGAUCAUAUCAUUCUUCUCAAUUGAUGAGAGCAGAUUUACUCAGGUUGACGAGCUCCGAUGCAUGCCCUACUAUAUCUCCAAGCACUCAUGGGGUUUUCUCCGGCGAAGAACCAAGCUCCUCUGUCGUAAAUGUGGGAGCCUUGUUGGUCAUGCUUAUGAAGACAAUGCUUUCUCUUACCCAUCUGUACCAGAUGGAUCAGAUUCAAGCUCAGGGUAUGGGAUGUCCUUCUGUAGAAAGUAUGAUGUCAAAAUUCGUUCCCUGCAGCCUUCCUCCUCUGAAGAAUCAGGUGUUCCUCUUUUCACAUGAUGCAGAAGAGCGUCUCUGUCAUAUAUCCAUGUUUUGGAUAAAGAUCCUUCAACCAGGCAAGCAAUUGAAGAUUGUAGAGAUGCCACAUCUAGUUUAUUUUAGUCUCCUGAUUGCUGUUGUCACAUAAAAGGCACCCUUGGGGUGGAUCUAGUGCACUGGCAAGGUUCUGUUUGGGAUGAAAUCCUUAAUGGGCAUCAGCCAGGAGUAGAGGUGUGCAUCGGUGUUUGUACUUGGUGUACUUGUAUGUUGAAUGUCAUCAGCAGAAAGAAUAGCAAGCAUUGGACAAAUCUUUUUCAAUCAAAUGGGUGGUGGUAAGGGCUUUUGUUGUAGUUGAACUUCUUUUGACAAUCAUGUGAGUGUGUUAUGUACAGACAUUCAAAAUCUUAAAAGUUCUGCUUUUAUGUCCAUCUUAUAAAUGAUUUAAGAGAAGAUAGGAGAAAUUGAAGGCA